AUGGACGAGAACCUCAACGAAAAAGAAAUCCAGGAGUUGGAGGAGGUUCUCAAUACCAAAAUAUAUCCUGGAACGGAGAUUUUGAAAGAUGUGGGCAAUUAUCACUUCGUGAAGAAUGGGGGAGGCAACGACAGCAGAGUCUUGGUCCCGCAGCCAACAGACGACCCCCAUGACCCCCUGAACUGGAGUCCCAUGUGGAAGGGGAUCGCUAUGGGCUGUGCUACCAUGCUUUCUGUGACUCUAAACUUGGGACCGCUUGCCAAUGCGCCUCUGUUCGGUGAUUACAUGAAGGAAUGGAAUUGCACGCUUGAAGAAGCCGUCCAAUUCACAGGUGUUACAAUCCUCGUGCUUGGCUUCAGCAAUUUCCUUUGGGUUCCUCUCGCCGCUACUUUUGGGCGUCGGCCUGUCAUGAUAUUCAGCACUCUUAUAUGCGCUGUGUCUUCCAUUUGGAGAGCUCAAGCCACAAGCUACAAUUCAUUUAUGGGUGCUGCAAUCCUCAAUGGUGUGGCAGCCGGGCCGUGCGAAACGCUGCAGCCACAGAUUAUUGCCGACAUCAUCUUCCUCCAUGACCGGGGAAAGUAUCAGACUCUUUAUUUCACGAUGUAUUUCGGGUCUCUCAUGGUUGGCCCGAUCAUUGCAGGAUCCAUGGCUUUCAAUCUCGGCUGGCGCUCUUUCUGGUGGUUGAACACGGGGCUUCUAUUCCUCUCACUUAUUGUGAGCCUGGCUUUUCCUGAGACACGCUAUCACCGCGUUUACGACUCCAAUCCUCGGGUGGCUCCCGAGCCGUUGACCCAACCUCUGGAGACGGGAUCUCAGAAAGGAAAGACUGAUCCCAACGCCAUCGAACAUAGCGAACAGGAUAAAGACUCUUUAGGGUCGGCUGCCAAGGAUGGAGGACUGGCACCGGUGCUCACCCACCAGGACCCCUGGCUAGGACGAGGCAAGCCAAGUAAGGCCCAGUUCAGACUGUAUCAGCCAUUCAGCAAAGACCAGGUGAAGGUCCUGCUGCGAGAACUUUGGGUUCCGUGGUAUCUUCACCUGUUCCCAAUCGUGGAAUUCGCCUCCUUCGCCGUCUCAUUCACUGCUAGCGGGUUCCUCGUGGCCAAUCUGUCCGAAACCCAGGUUUUCGCUGCUCCACCUUAUAAUUACUCUGCUCAGACAAUAGGCUUGUUCAAUCUAGCUAUACUUGCCGGGGCGCUUAUAGGUUUGUUUACUAACGGUCCAUGGUCGGACUGGGUUGCUGCAUACUUCACGAAGAGAAACGGCGGUAUACGAGAGCCCGAGAUGCGACUACCUGCGAUGAUCCCCUACGUUUUCAUACUCAUUAUUGGCACUGUGGUCAUGGCAGUGGGAUACGAUGAUCACUGGGCUUGGCAAGUCAUAGUAAUUGUAGGAUGGGGCUGCCUGGGGAUACAGGUUGCAGCACUUCCCGCAAUUGCUUCAACGUAUGCAAUCGACAGCUACAAGCCAGCCACUGGCUCCUUGUUCGUCGCUAUCACUGUUAACAAGAAUGUUUGGGGAUAUGGAGUGAGCAAGUUCCUGACUCCGUGGGCUGAGAGUAGCGGGUUUAAGGUGCCUAUUCUCGUGAACAUGGCGCUCAUUGUGUUCUUCUGUUCUACAGGCAUUAUCUUUUGGUUCUGGGGCAAGAAGAUGAGGGGCAUGACAAAGAACUCCAUUGUGCACCGCCUUUAA
Neoarthrinium moseri is the source of this 1692-nucleotide messenger RNA. RefSeq lists its product as uncharacterized. The transcript is spliced from 4 exons. The coding region runs from base 1 to 1692 and encodes 563 amino acids. The record is from RefSeq and is a predicted model, not a curated record. Lineage: Eukaryota; Fungi; Ascomycota; Sordariomycetes; Amphisphaeriales; Apiosporaceae. Gene Ontology annotation, molecular function: transmembrane transporter activity. Gene Ontology annotation, biological process: transmembrane transport.